AUGUCGAAAGAGACGGCGCUGUCAGUCGCAGAACGCGACUUUAUCCUCGAGGCUCUGCUCCAAAAUGUCCGUCUAGACGGGAGAGACACCAAUUCGUUUCGCCCUCUAUCGAUAUCGUUUGGCGAGGAAUAUGGGCACGUCAAAGUCAGGCUUGGGCAAACAAGCCUGGUUGUGCGAAUAUCUGCCGAAGUCUCGAAACCCCGCGAUGACCGCCAGGCGGACGGCCUCUUUCUGAUCGCUUUAGAGCUUACAACAAUGGGGUCUCCAGCUUGGGAGAAUUUACGCCAAACCGAACUCGAGACGUAUGUAUCGCGGGUACUUGACCGUGUUAUUCGUCACUCCAACGCGCUAGAUACAGAGUCUUUGUGCAUUUUGAAAGGAAAGAGCUGCUGGCAUAUCCGAGCCGACGUACAUGUGACGGAAUUCGAUGGAAAUCUUAUAGACAGUGCCUGCAUUGGCAUCAUGACGGGCUUGCAGCAUUUCCGUCGUCCGGAUAUCGAAGUCAAAGAGGGACAGGUUACGGUAUUCAGUCUGGACGAGCGGGUGCCGGUGCCACUCAACAUUACGCACAAGCCGCUGGCAAUCACAUUCCAAACAUUCCACGAAGGGAAAAUCCUCAUAUUGGACGCGACACGCAAAGAGGAGCAAGCAUCCGAGGGGGACCUGAUUAUAGCCCUGAACAACGCGGGUGAAACAUGUGCGGUCUACAAGUCUGCAGGAAGCCCCGUCAAUGCCAUCGAAGUGAUCAACAAGACGGGUCUCGCAUUGCAGAAAGUGCGGGAGAUCAACGGGGUUAUCAGCAAAACACUCGAGGUUGAUUUGGCCAGACGCGCAAAACAGAACCGCGCGGUGGAAGCCAGUGCUGAGAAUGACAGAGAAGGAUGA
This is a messenger RNA of Talaromyces rugulosus, 885 nucleotides long. RefSeq lists its product as uncharacterized. Gene Ontology annotation, biological process: nuclear mRNA surveillance; TRAMP-dependent tRNA surveillance pathway; nuclear polyadenylation-dependent rRNA catabolic process. Bases 1 to 885 code for a protein of 294 amino acids. Gene Ontology annotation, cellular component: cytoplasmic exosome (RNase complex); nuclear exosome (RNase complex). Lineage: Eukaryota; Fungi; Ascomycota; Eurotiomycetes; Eurotiales; Trichocomaceae. The transcript has 3 exons. The record is from RefSeq and is a predicted model, not a curated record.